AUGUCGAUUUGUGUAUCUGAAUGUUUCCGUGCUAAGUGCUUGACAUCCCUUCUUUAUUGCCAUUUCCCGUCCUGCCCUCGCUCCAUCGUGCCCUCGCGCCCACGCGCCCGCGCGCAUCAGGUGGUGGCGGAGCAGAAGUACUGCGAGCGCCACUUGCACCGCGGGCGCAACCGAGCGCGCAAGCUCAACGACAAGGCCACGCCCGGAACCUCCCUCGUGGCUGACGACGGGGAGACCACCCCAACAGCCACCACUGCCACCACCGCCACCACAGCGACCACGGGCACUGGUGCCGCGGAUGGCUGUCUCACGAGCGACGGAGUGCGGGCCAUGGAGUCUGUGGACGAUGGGCGGGGCGCCAGCACGGGUGUUAUGGACGCUAGUGCAGGGAGGGGCGGAGUGGGGACUAGCGGUGGGGCUGGCGGGGUUGUUGACAGGGCGGGCAGUGCGUCGAGUGGCAAUAGCGGUGGAGACGCUGUGUCUGCCGGAAGGGAGAACGACGUGUGUGGACGGAACGAGGGAGGGCGAGUGGAGGGGAAUGGUGGUGGGAAGAAGAGUGGGAUGGCCGGUGAGGGUAAUGAGAGAAGGGAAGGCAAGCGGUGUCAGGGUGCGUUGGUGGCGUCAGCCGCUGCUGCUGGUGCGGCUUCUGAGCCUGCAGGUGUCGUCUGUGUGCCUGCAGCCGUCGUGUGUGUGUCCACUACAGAUGCGAUUCCCGCAGUGCAUUUGGCCACAGGAGUGGUGUCUGUGGUGUCUACACCCACCGGGGCAGCGGCAGGCGGACACCCUCCUCCUCUUGCUCUCCCACCCCCUGCUCAUGCUGUGGAGGGCCGCGCACAGCAGGUGCCACAGCAUCACCAGCACCAGCAGCAGCAAAGGUUGCCUGCUGGUUCCCCUCUGGCUGGGUCCGUGCCUGGAGUCGUUUCCGUGGUACAGCCAAGCCCAAAACUAACCCAAUCUGGAAGUUUCUCUCAACCCAACACACUUGCUUCUCCGCCUGCUGUUGGCCCUGCUGUUGUUGCUGCCAUGGCUCGUGCAUCGCCAAAGCAGCAGGAAAUGGGGAGCAUACAGGGAUCCACCAAAACUAGUGGUACUUAUGCUACGCUCAUGAAAGGGGACAAGCCCAUAGGCGCUGCUCCAAUGGAUGUGGAUGCACAGAAGCAAGGGAGCCAGGUUGCUGCCAAUGGAGCUGUUGCUUCACAGGCGAUAUCCAAUGCGGGUGCACGAAAGGAGGUGGACGGGUCAGCUGGUGUCACUGCGGGCUGUAACGAGGAGGUUGUUAUUGUUGAUGGGAAGGAUGGCUGCCACUUGUGUGUGCUACCAUCCCCGUUCCAUGGUUCGGAUGGUGGGAGUGGUGCACAGAGCCCAGUUGACAUCUCCCCACUCGGGCCUGUCCCGGUCGCAUCAUCAAAUGAAGCGGUGAAGCAUCAGUGA
Messenger RNA from Closterium sp. Naga37s-1, 1431 nucleotides. NCBI's taxonomy places the organism in Eukaryota, Viridiplantae, Streptophyta, Zygnematophyceae, Desmidiales, Closteriaceae. The record is from the annotation of a GenBank genome assembly.